UUCGCUCCAGGAUGUGAUAGAAGAAUGCAUUCGGUGUUAAAGCAAGUCUGGAGAUGAAAUUUCUGAACAAAAUACGGAUGAUUCGUCAAAUGUUGUUUCCGAGUCAGAGGUGUUUAUGGAGGGAGGAGACAUUACUCUGGACAAAUCGUCAUGCCUGAACCAGCCAAAUCCGCCCCGAAGAAGGGAUCCAAGAAGGCCGUUACAAAGACCGCCGGUAAGGGAGGAAAGAAGCGCAGAAAGUCCAGGAAGGAGAGUUACGCUAUCUACGUGUAUAAAGUCCUGAAACAGGUUCAUCCUGACACCGGGAUCUCUUCCAAGGCGAUGGGAAUCAUGAACUCUUUCGUCAACGACAUCUUCGAGCGCAUCGGCGGUGAAGCGUCUCGUCUCGCUCACUACAACAAGCGCUCCACCAUCACAUCGAGAGAGAUCCAGACCGCCGUGCGUCUGCUGCUGCCCGGUGAACUGGCCAAACACGCCGUGUCUGAGGGCACAAAGGCCGUCACCAAAUACACCAGCUCCAAGUAGAAGAACAUCCGGUUUCUCAACCAACACAAAGGCUCUUUUAAGAGCCACACAUCUUCUCAUUUAAAGAGUGGAUUAUUCAAGAUGAAAUUAGAACCUGUUUUUACUGGACAUGCCCCAGCCUUCCCUUAAUGAAAACAAACCAACUUGCAAAACUGUCACACGGUGUGUUUAUGAUUUGUGUUCGUAUUGCUGCCAUUUUAUCCAAACAGCUUUCACUGUCUCCAGACUUGAAUAUUAUUGAUAAUCUCUGGUUACAUCUUAAACGUGCAGAACAUGUGAGACACUGAUGUUGCUGAACAGCAAGAAACGUUUUGAAGGUGUAAUUUCUGCCAAUUGUGUGAUUAUUACAGACUGAAAGGAAUCCAAACUUUUGCACCUGACACGUUUAUUUGUAUAAUUUAUUAUUGUUUAUUUGUUUAAUAUCAUUUUUGUUAUCCAUAUAAACACAAUAUUUACUUGUUCUAGUGUGAAAUUGUAUAAAUAGAUGUAAAAAGUGUUUAGAGUCAUUAGAUGCUCAACAAUACAGGUGCAUCUCAAAAAGUUAGAAUAUCUGUUUUUGUAAUUCCUUUGCACAAAUGGUGGGAUAUUUGAUAACUACAGAGUUCUGCGCUCUCUCAAAAGCUUUAAAAGUGAACUACUAAUACAAUAUUUGUAUAAAAAUGUUUCAUGACUUUAUUAUCUUGUAAAUGCUACCCGCUAGGCUAACAGAUUAACACAUUAUACCCUCAUCAUACAUCAUAUCUCACAGUUUAUCAGUAGUCUUCCAAUUCUCUGUGCCCUACUGGAUGCUAUGAGAUAACAGAGAGUGACUGAUAUUGCUUUAGCAGGACCUAAUGGAGAGUGGUGCCAGAUACUUCUCUUUUCAUGAAGCUAAAGGAAGUGAACAGUACAGAGUGUGACAUAAACAGAUGCUGGAUCAAAAGUUAAGAAAUAAUCUACAAUCUAGGCAAUGAUCGCUUGCUAAAAACAUGGCUAAUGCCCGUGUAAAUGCUGAUGUAAGCAUGUUCCAGCGUAUGCGCUCCAGUUCACAUUGUCACAGCAGGAACAGCUAAAGGCCAUAGUGGAGGACUGAUCAUCACCCAUAGUCAUGUUAGCAGAGCAGUUAAUAGAGCCGUCAUGGUAUGAAGCAGAAAUGCUAUCAGCAUCUGAAUGUGGUGGACCAGUACCUCUCAGAGCAGCUACCUAACCCUAAAUCUAGCAGCACAUUGACCUCUAUGGUUCCAAAUGUUGGUGAGGACAGGUGCAAAAUCAUUAUGGCUACUCUGACAAGGUGAACUCAAAUCCUGGAAAUGAUGAGCACUAUAUCAUAAUCACUAGUCUGUACGUGCAGUACAUAUGCAAACGUAAAUGUCCACAACACACUUUUAUUUCUGUUUAAGUUAGGUGUUAUUGUUUAUAGUUUCAUGUCAUUUUGGGAGAAUACAAUUGUAUUGUAUAUGGUGUGUAUUGUAUAUAAUUAUCGUGUUGUGUAAGUAUGUUGUUUACUGUAAUUGGUAUAUGUCUCGUCACUGUCAUGACUGCUAUGUUGCUCGGAACUGCACACAAGAAUUUCACCUACUGUUGCACUUGUGUACAUGUGUGACAAUAAAGUGAUUUGAUUUGAUUGAUUUAUGUACAACCCGAAUUACGGAAAAGUUGGGACAAUUUUUAAAUUUGAAUAAAAUGAAAAC
Messenger RNA from Xyrauchen texanus (razorback sucker), 2195 nucleotides. RefSeq names its product histone H2B-like. NCBI's taxonomy places the organism in Eukaryota, Metazoa, Chordata, Actinopteri, Cypriniformes, Catostomidae. Gene Ontology annotation, cellular component: nucleosome. Gene Ontology annotation, molecular function: DNA binding; structural constituent of chromatin; protein heterodimerization activity. The transcript has 2 exons. The record is from RefSeq and is a predicted model, not a curated record. The coding region runs from base 151 to 525 and encodes 124 amino acids.